GAUGAACUUUGGGUGAACUAAUUUGUCUGACCAAGUUAACGUGGGCAGCAACCUGGGCCGCCUAUAAAGCGGGCGCUCGGCGGGGUUCGAAGCGCUGGCGGCGGCGGCAGGUGGCGCGCCAUGGGGCUCCUGGCACUGCUGGCCAGCGCGCUCUGCACCUUCGUGCUACCGCUGCUGCUCUUCCUGGCCGCGAUCAAGCUCUGGGACCUGUACUGCGUGAGCAGCCGCGACCGCAGCUGCGCCCUCCCUUUGCCCCCCGGAACUAUGGGCUUCCCCUUCUUUGGGGAAACGUUACAGAUGGUGCUACAGCGAAGGAAAUUCCUGCAGAUGAAGCGCAGGAAAUACGGCUUCAUCUACAAGACACAUUUGUUCGGGCGGCCCACAGUGCGGGUGAUGGGCGCCGACAACGUGCGGCGCAUCUUGCUCGGGGAGCACCGGCUGGUGUCGGUCCACUGGCCUGCGUCGGUGCGCACCAUCCUGGGCUCCGGCUGCCUUUCUAACCUGCACGACUCCUCGCACAAGCAGCGCAAGAAGGUGAUUAUGCGGGCCUUCAGCCGAGAGGCGCUGCAGUGCUACGUGCCGGUGAUCGCCGAGGAAGUGGGCAACAGCCUGGAGCAGUGGCUGAGCUGCGGCGAGCGCGGCCUCCUGGUCUACCCCCAGGUGAAGCGCCUCAUGUUCCGCAUCGCCAUGCGCAUCUUGCUGGGCUGCGAGCCCCGGCUGGCCAACGGCGGGGACGCGGAGCAGCAACUGGUGGAGGCCUUCGAGGAAAUGACCCGCAAUCUUUUCUCGUUGCCCAUCGACGUGCCCUUUAGUGGGCUGUACCGGGGCAUGAAGGCGCGGAACCUCAUCCACGCGCGCAUCGAGGAGAACAUUCGCGCCAAGAUCUGCCGGCUGCGGGCGGCGGAGGCGGGCGAGGGCUGCAAAGAUGCCCUGCAGCUUUUGAUCGAGCACUCGUGGGAGAGGGGAGAGAGGCUGGACAUGCAGGCACUAAAGCAAUCUUCAACUGAACUCCUUUUCGGAGGACACGAAACCACAGCCAGUGCAGCCACUUCUCUGAUCACUUACCUGGGGCUCUACCCGCAUGUUCUCCAGAAAGUUCGAGAAGAACUGAAGAGUAAGGGUUUACUUUGCAAGAGCAAUCAAGACAACAAGUUGGACAUGGAAAUUUUGGAACAGCUUAAAUACACUGGGUGUGUUAUUAAAGAGACCCUUAGACUGAAUCCCCCAGUUCCAGGAGGGUUUCGAGUUGCCCUGAAGACUUUUGAAUUAAAUGGGUACCAGAUUCCCAAGGGCUGGAAUGUUAUCUACAGUAUCUGUGAUACUCACGAUGUGGCAGAUGUCUUCACCAACAAGGAGGAGUUUAAUCCUGACCGAUUUAUGCUGCCUCACCCGGAGGAUGCUUCCAGGUUCAGCUUCAUUCCAUUUGGAGGAGGCCUUAGGAGCUGUGUAGGGAAAGAGUUCGCAAAAAUUCUUCUCAAAAUAUUUACAGUGGAGCUAGCCAGGCAUUGUGACUGGCGGCUUCUAAAUGGACCUCCUACCAUGAAAACGAGUCCCACCGUGUACCCUGUGGACGAUCUCCCGGCCAGGUUCACGCGUUUCCAGGGAGAAAUCUGAUGGGCGGGAGUGCCCAGACCUCAGACUUAUUUGAAGUGUACACAUGAGUUUUUACAUAGU
This is a messenger RNA of Equus quagga, 1674 nucleotides long. Its product is annotated as cytochrome P450 26A1. Gene Ontology annotation, molecular function: oxidoreductase activity, acting on paired donors, with incorporation or reduction of molecular oxygen; iron ion binding; heme binding. The record is from RefSeq and is a predicted model, not a curated record. Gene Ontology annotation, biological process: sterol metabolic process. NCBI's taxonomy places the organism in Eukaryota, Metazoa, Chordata, Mammalia, Perissodactyla, Equidae. The transcript is spliced from 7 exons. The coding region runs from base 121 to 1614 and encodes 497 amino acids.